CCAUCUCUCACUCCCAUUUCGCACAGAAUCAAAAUGGAAGGCAGAGUUGCACAAGACGAAAAUACUGGCACCAAUGGAGUUUCCACCAUUCCUCUUCUUACUCCCUACAAGAUGGCCAACUUCAAUCUUUCUCAUAGAAUUGUGCUUGCGCCAAUGGCCAGAAAUAGAUCUUACGGCAAUGUUCCUCAGCCACAUGCAAUCUUAUACUAUUCCCAGAGAAGCUCCACGGGCGGCCUUCUUAUAGCUGAAUCCACUGGAGUUUCUGACACUGCUCAAGGGUAUGGCUAACUUAGGCCCCGUUUGGUAUGGUGGUUUUGGGGUAGCGGUUAGCGGUUUUACCUAAACCGUUAAAUAUAGGUGUUUGGUAAAUUUAUAUAUUUCGAAACCACUAUAAAUAAAGUGUUUGGUAAAAU
Molecule: messenger RNA, 413 nt
Organism: Rubroshorea leprosula
Lineage: Eukaryota; Viridiplantae; Streptophyta; Magnoliopsida; Malvales; Dipterocarpaceae
Source: the annotation of a GenBank genome assembly